GGAGCUGAAGCUGGAUCUGUCCUGCAACCAUUUCUUUUCUUUUUCGCGCUGUCCCGGCUGCAGAAUCCGACCUAGAUGGCAGAUGUGAAGUUCUGCCGCAGCCAGUCGGGGGUGCAUUCUAAGUUCUGACAGCCUUGCUGUCGGGGUGUCGGUGUGGGGAGAGUCGUUGAGGAAUUGGCUUCUCGGGCUUUUUUCUUUGUACUGGGGGGACGUUUUGAGAACUUUCUGAGAUACCGCCAAUCUCUUGGCCCGCCCAUCGUCCUGGAAUCUAAUCACAGUAUCUUUGGAGUCUUGAAUGAUAGGAGUCCCAAACAUUUCAGGACAGAAAGUAAAUAAUGGAUAACUGUUCCACUGCGUCGAUGUUCCUGACCGACAGCUUGGAACUGGAGCUGGGGACAGAAUGGUGCAAACCCCCUUGCUUUUCAUGUGGUAUUGACAACAGAGGAGGAGGAAAUCAUUUUUCUGGAGAGUCCUACCUUUCCAGCGGAGCCCUUAAGCGAUUAAUUUUGAAUCUUGAUCCUUUACCAACUAAUUUUGAAGAAGAUACAGUGGAAAUAUUUGCCAUUCAGUGGGUUACUGAAACAGCAUUAGUGAAUUCAUCUAGAGUGCUCUUUCAUUUAUUCAGGCAGCAACUGUACAACUUGGAAACCUUAUUACAGGCCAACUGUGAUUUUGGGAAGAUAUCCACCCUACACUGCAAAGCAGACAAUAUUAGGCAGCAGUGCGUGACAUUUCUUCAUUACGUUAAAGUUUUCAUCUUUAGGUACCUGAAGGUACAAAAUGCUGAGAGUUCUGUUCCUGUCCAUCCCUAUGAAACUUUGGAGGCACAGCUUCCAUCUGUGCUGGUUGAUGAACUUCAUGGAUUACUCUUGUAUAUUGGACAUCUAUCUGAACUUCCCAGCAUUAGUCCAGGAGCAUUUGUAAAUCAAAACCAAAUUAAGCUUUUUCCACCAUCAUGGCAUUUAUUACAUCUCCACUUAGAUAUCCAUUGGAUGGUGCUAGAAAUUCUUCACAUGCUGGGUGAAAAAUUGAAACAAGUUAUAUAUGGUCAUCAGUUUAUGAAUCUGGCAGGUGACAAUUUAACCAACAUCAGCCUAUUUGAAGAACAUUGUGAAAAUCUCCUUUGUGAUUUAAUAAGCCUGUCACUCAACAGGUAUGACAAGGUUAGGCCUUCUGAAGCAUUAGCAAGUCACCACUGCCCAUGUUCCUGCAUUAAAGAAUUAUGGGUUCUACUCAUUCAUCUUCUAGAACACAGAAAUAAAUGGUCUCUUUCAGAAUCAUUUUGGAACUGGUUGAGUAAACUACUUAAAACAUUCUUUGAAAAAUCAAGUGACCGAAAACGACCUUCUGUGCCUGUAAUCCAGCCCAGGGAUCCAUUAGGUUUUAGUUGGUGGAUCAUCACUCACAUAGCAUCACUUUACCAGUUUGAUCGCCACGGAACACCAGAUGAAAUGAGACAAAUGGAAUCAAAUUGGAAUUUUGUAGAAGAACUGCUUAAAAAGUCCAUCAAUGUUCAGGAUGGUAUACUUGAAGAACAAUUACGAAUGCAUCUUCACUGUUGUUUGACACUUUGUGAUUUCUGGGAGCCAAACAUUGCAAUCGUCACCAUUCUUUGGGAAUAUUAUAGUAAGAACCUGAAUAGUCCUUUCAGCAUCUCUUGGCUUCCUUUGAAAGGCCUUACAUAUAUCAUUAAGUCACCCUUGUCAAUGCUAGAAAUGGUGAAGGCCUGCUGUUGUGAUAAACAAGAUAAUGACCUUUAUAAAUCCAGCAGUAGUUACACCAUUUUCCUUUGCAUUUUGGCAAAAGUUGUUAAGAAAGCAAUGAAGAACAAUGGCCCUCAUCCUUGGAAACAAAUCAAAGGAAGAAUAUAUUCUAAAUUCCAUCAAAAAAGAAUGGAAGAACUCACAGAAGUUGGUCUUCAGAACUUCUUCAACCUUUUUCUACUGUUAGCAGAUGUCGCAGAGGUGGAAGAUGUAGCAAGUCAUGUCUUAGACCUCCUAAAUUUCCUCAAGCCUUCCUUGGUAACAUCUUCCAUCAUUUGGAAGGGUCAAGUGGCCUUCCUCUUGAUGUAUACCCAGAAAAAUCUGGACAUUGGUGUUCUGGCUGAGAAAUGUUCAGGUGCUUUCCGAGAAAAAGCAAAGGAAUUCUUGGUAUCUAAGAAUGAUGAAAUGGGACAAAGACAGACUCUCUGGACACUUCUUUCCAUCUAUAUUGAUGGUGUUCAAGAAGUGUUUGAGACUAGCCAUUGCUUGUAUCCUUCACAUGAAAAACUGCUUAAUGAUGGAUUUAGUAUGCUUCUGCGAGCUUGUCAAGAAUCUGAACUUAGGACAGUACUGAGCUUUCUACAAGCUGUUCUGGCCAGAAUCAGGAGUAUGCAUCAACAAUUGUGUCAGGAACUUCAAAAGGAGAGUAUGGACCUAAUUGUGCAGUCUUCAUUAUCGGCUAAAGAGCGCCACCUUGCUGCAGUUGCCAAUGCACUGUGGAGACAUUUCUUUUCAUUUUUGAAGAGUCAGAGAAUGUCACAGAUAGUGCCUCUCUCAGAACUUGCGGAUGCAGCUGCAGAUUUUACUUUGCUUGCAAUGGACAUGCCCAGCACAGCUCCAUCAGAUCUUCAGCCUCAGCCAGUUAUAUCAGUGAUGCAACUUUUUGGUUGGGAUGAUAUCAUCUGGCCCCAAGUUGUAGCAAGAUAUUUAAGUCAUUGCCUACAAAAUAGCAUGUUAUGUGAAGCACUUUCUCAUACAGGCUGUGUAUCUUUUCAAGCCUUAACUGUAAGAUCAUGGAUUCGUUGCGUUUUGCAAAUGUACAUAAACAACCUCUAUGUGCCUGAUGAUUUGUUCAUUGAUAUAAAUCCUGGACAGGCAGUUGAAAAAGAGUACUUGGAACAGUUGGCUGAACUGACAAGGUUGCUAUUUAAACUCUCAGAAAUAAAGAAUAUUUUCUCAAAGGCUCAAGUUGAAUAUUUAUCCAGUCCAGAAGACCCUACAAAAGCACUUGUUCUAUUUUUUGAGGCUGUUGGUAUUACUUACGGGAAUCUGCAGAACCUUUCUGAUAAAUCUGCCAUGGUCACAAAGUCCUUAGAAUACCUUGGUGAAAUAUUAAAAUAUAUAAAACCUUAUUUGGGAAAAAAAAUUUCCAGUGCAGGACUGCAACUGACUUACAGGAUAAUGGGAAUUCUCGUUAAAUCAUGGGCACAGAUCUUUGCCACCUCAAAAGCGCAAAAACUCCUCUUCCGGAUCAUUGAUUGUUUACUGCUGCCACACACCGUGCUACAGCCAGAGAGAGAGCUGCCUGCACCUAUGCUGACUGCAAUCCAAAAGAGUCUUCCUUUGUAUCUCCAGGGCAUGUGUAUCGUAUGUGGUCAGUCCCAAAAUCCAAAUGCCUAUUUGAACCAAUUACUAGGGAGUGUUAUUGAGCAGUACAUUGGGCGGUUUCUUCCAUCGUCCCCGCAUGUUUCGGGUCUCGUACAACACCCUGUUUUGUUGGCAUUGAGAAACUCCGCCGCUGUUCCACUGAUAGCACCUCUAAAGAAAUGCAUCGUACAAGUCAUAAGGAAGUCCUACUUGGAGUGUAAAGGGUCCUUGCUCCCUCCUCGCUUAGCCUCUAUUCUGGCCUUUGUCCUGCAGCUCUUCAAAGACACUAGCGUAGAGAUUUCUGAGGUUCAGCUUCUCCUCCCUGGCGUCUUAAAAUGCUUGAUGUUGGUCAAUGAACCCCAAGUUAAAAGGCUGGCCACAGAGAACCUGCAAUACAUGGUUAAAGCCUGCCAAGUGGGGUCAGAGGGAGAACCUGCCGCCCAGCUGACUUCUGUGUUUAGGCAUUUUAUCCAGGAUUAUGCUAUGAGAUAUGAUUAUCAGAUUUACAGCAUUUUAGAAACAGUAGCAGCAUUGGACCAGCAAGUUGUUAUCGACUUGCUUUCUACCCUCACUCAAUCUCUGAAGGAUUCAGAGCAGAAAUGGGGCCUUGGCAGAAAUACUGCACAAAGGGAGGCCUAUAGCAAACUUUUAUCUCACCUAGGACAAGUUGGACAAGAUGAAAUGCAAAGACUGGAGAGUGAUAAUACCUAAUAUAUUUUGUGCUUUGCCCUCUCUAUUCAUUAUAACUAUCUAAAGCCACUUUGCACAGCAAUGGUAUAAUGUUCUGUUAAAAAUACCUUCUAGAAUUUUUUUCCUUACAUCCCUGUAAGUAUAAAGUACAUAAAUAAGGAAAUAAAAGUUAAAUAAGUGUAUUAUAGGAUCUUUGGAAGUUGACAAAAUUGCAUUCUCUCUUGAAGAGUUUUUAGUUAAACUGAUGUAAUUUUUUUUUCUAACUGGGAGUAUCUCUGUGUAUGUCCUUGAAGCAGGUCUGUACUGGGUGAUCCAGGGACUUGUCACUAUAAUAUGACUUUUUGACUUGUGAAUUAUUUGUGUGUGUUUUGUUUCUUACAAGUCAUGUUUUAAUAUGAUGUUUUGGGGUUGGUUUUUUUUUUUUCAAAUUAUCUGGCUAUUCUCUGCUGGUUUUAGUGAAAGGGGGGUUCAGAAGAUAGGAUGUAUGUUUGUCAUCUUUUGUCAGACCAUGUGUGAGGCAAGCUAAUAAAUACCCAGCACACUUAACUCUGUGAGGAAAGAGGCUGAGUCUGGCUAAAUGAAUAUAGAGAUAGUAUGUAAAAUGUUUUAAAACUUAAGCCAGCAGUGGUUCUAACAGUUGCCAGAUUUUUUUUUUUCUCUAGUCAUCCUUUUUGGAAGUUUAUGAAAAGACGUAUCAGGAGGGGGAUAAGUAAGAGCUUUUAAGAAAAGACAUAAUAUUCUGAAAUAUCUUAGGAUUACAAAUUAACAGAAGAGGACUGAGAAGUCAGCUGACUUAUCUCCUUGCUCUUCAGUUAGAGCCUCUUAUAAUUUAGCAUCUUAUAUGUUUACAAGGAACCAGUUUAGUUCCUUUAGCAGCUCCUGUGUCUCAACUCUUUAAGUAGUUCAUCCAGAUUUUUAUUUUAUCAGUUAGGCUCUCGUCCUUGACUCCUUUUUGUGGUGAGCAUUAUUUGGUAAAAGAACUCCAGUCCUAGUGUUGGGAACCCAUGUAGGUCUCAAACGCAGCUCUGCUUUGUAAACUUCAGCAAGUUACUUAACCUUGUUGAGCCUCACUUUCUCCAUGGAGAAAAAAGAAUAAUAUUCCUUUUUCUAUUUCACAGUGUUCUGGUAAGAAUCAGUAGAAUAAUGUAUGUGAAAAUAUAUUAGUGACAUGUGUUCUAUUUGAGGCAUACAGACAUGAUUACUAAUUAUUCAUGCACAAACGUAAAGAACACCUCUCAGUGUUGUUCCUCUGUCUCUACUAUGUCCUAGAUGAAGAUUCACCUUUUUUUCAAAUUGUGUCUUACAUGUCAUGUUUGUUAACUUUGAAAUAUCUCUUUUCUUCUUGGGACUCUAGUGUUUAUCAUGCUUCUUCUGGUUCCUUCCUUUUCUGAUUCAAGAAGUAUCUUUCAAAAUGAAAUAUAUUACAAUCAGUGAACUCUAGUUAAUAGUCCUCUCCUAACUUUUAUCUGUGAAUUCUAAAGAAGUAUCUGUUGUUUUCAUGACAUACAGAUAGUCUGUCCCUUCCACCUCCAGGUCAACUGUCAUUAUGUCAACAAAUAGAAUGAAUAAAAGCCUCUUUAAGGUUACGUAACAGACUUCAUAGAACUGAGCUUCUUUUCAUUAUGAUAGUGACUGAUUAAACUUAAAUCUCUUUGCAAGUUUCAGCAAAUGAAGUUUGAUCUGUUUAAGGUAAUGCUUUUAAAGGAGUUAUUUAUGUGUAUAUAUGUAUAUAGUUUUUUUAUUUUCUAAGUAGGACUGAUAAAAUUAUCUUUGAGACUCUCACUCCUUAGAGUAUGAAGUGUUUAAGGCUGAGAAACGUUGCUUCUGAAUCAUGCAUUGGGAUAUAUAUGUGUAGAUGCUAAGAAUAAGCAGUUUGUACUUUAAAAAUCAGUAACAACAAAAAAAAACUGUGACAAUACUUAUGUAUAUAUACAUGUGUUUAUAUAUAAGUAAAAUUUUAAAGAUGCUGUUUUUUUAAUUGAAGAAAAAAAAUUAACUCAGUUCAUUUCCUGGAAAAUCUUCACGACCCAUCACUUAUUCCCCUAAAUAACCUGUCAUCUCUAGGGCCCCUGCUUCUCCCACUGUAAUGUCAGCCAUUCUCUUUUGCUGAAAUCUCAGACUACGUUCUCGUUUCUUCUGUUCUUUGGUCUGACAUUUGCAUUUUGCUUUAUCUUCUCAGCCCUUCCUCGCUGAUACUGCUCCUUCCUACAUACUGUACUUUGAAAGCACCUUCGUGUUCUUUCUUGUCCCCAGUGGUAAGAUCUGGCCCUUCACUCGCUCUGUCUUCUAGUAGUGAAUUGAUAACAGUAGGUCAUAAUUUUAUCUCUAAAAUCUAUUUCUAGUGCUAAUUUCUCUCUUAACCCCUCUAGUUGGAUCCUCCUGAAAUCUCAAGGCAACAUGUCGAGCUGCACUUGUCGCCUAUUUUAAACUAGCUCCUGCCUUUCUUUUCUACCCAGGGAAGACACUAUUUUCCCAAGUCAGUUAGCCUUGAAACUGCAGAAGCAACUUCGAUUCUUACUUGUUCCCCACUUUCAGUUGAUCACCAGUAUGGGCCUCUUGCUUUUCUUUUUGCCAUCCCGUGCAUCCCAACCAUCUUUUCUGUUGGGUGCUGUCAAUCUCUCUUAUCUCUGAUCUCCUUUCCUGCAAUUUAACCUCACACAGUUCUGACAUUAAUGUUCCUAAAAUAUUACUUUCCUCUUCUUACUUUUCUACUCAAGGACAUCCACUUCAGUCAGGAGACUUUCUGCCAUCUGACUCUACCUUUUCUGUGCAAACUUAAAGCAGGAGACUAGCUGCCUUCGAAUAUCUGAAUGCCAUGUUCAUUCUACGCUCUAAGCCUCAUUGUUUGCCAGCCUAAAAUACCACCCUUUCUCUAGAAACCUAACCUUAACACACUGAAAUAGGAAGAUACUUAAAAUAUAUUUUAGAUACAUGAGUAUUCCAGUCAAAUAAUUUCUGUAAAAUAUACAGAUGGAAUGUAAAAGAGAUGAUUGAAGGACAACAGGGUGAUAGAAGGACUUUAUUAGACAUUCAGAUUUGGUUAUGAUUUAAAUUUUAAUUGAACAUUUAAUUAGGUUUUCAUGGGGGAGUAAAAAACAUGGAAUAUGAUCUCUGUACAAAAAUCAUCCAGUAUUGAAUCCAUUUGCAUUAGAAGAGUUUCAUACUUUAAAACUUUUAUAUCUUUAUCUAAACCUAGCAUAUUUUUUAAGCAUAUUUGACUUUUACUACCUGGGCAUCUAUAUAUAUAUAAAAAUAUGUAUCUGUAGAUUGUGUGUGUUCUUUACCCAUUAUCUUCUUCCAUGCUUCAUCACAAAUUUUUAUUUAAAAGUACUUUCUCCUUAAAGAAUUACAUGUACUUUAACAGAACCUUUGACAGUUAUUUUUACUUCCCCUUUGUUAAGAUUAUCUGUUAUAUAAAAAUUUGACAAGCUUCUGCAAUUGGGAAAAGCCUCUAGGAAACCUGUCUUCCCUAAAUCCUAUAGACUUUUUGUAAACCUUACAUUUUCCAAAAACUGAUCUCCUGCCUACUCCUUCUAGGGUUAAAAAUACUACCUUGUCAGUCAAGUGUAUAGUAUGCCAAUAUAAAUACCAUGUUUUGUUUGCUUGAAACAGUUGGUUUGGGAAGCUAGCAAAGUUAGCAUAUUCUUCACAUAUUUAAUAAAAUUUGUAUUUUGAUUCUGUGAUAAUUAUAUUGCUAAGGUUACCAAAGUACCUCAUGAUUAGAACUGAAUAUGCUUAUUAAAGUUUUUAGUGUGCUAAUAGUUAUCCAACUUAUUGCAUUUGUGAAUUGUGCUUUCAGAAAAAUUCUGGGCGUUAUAUAUUCAUGUUUAUAAUUAUGCCUAUAAUAAUAUAUAACUUUUUAAUGUAUAUAAUUUACACUGCAUCCAUGGUUAUUCCACUUCCUUUAUGACAGAUUGACUAUUUGAAAACCAAAAUAAAAGUGAACCGUGUUACCUGGAGGAAUAGUUCUAUCUUAUUCCUGUUUUUAUACUCUGGGGUAAAACAAUAGAGAGUGAGUUUUCCAGUUAUUACAAUAGCUGAAAGGGAUACAAUAUACAUGUGAUUAAACUGUGAGGAAAAUAGGAGGCGAAAAAGCAGGAAAAAUGUCCUAAUCGUAACCUAAUAGGUAUUUUGUUAUGAAGAAUCUAAGGAAUUUCAUUUCACUUUACAAAGACAUUGUUUUCGAGAAUAAGGUCUUUGCUGGCUUUUCCUCCUACACUAAGGAAUAUUCUGCUGUUAUCUAUGUGGUGCUGUGUCUUCUCUUACAAAGUCAACUCUUGAAGUGCUGUUUAAGGUGUUAGAAGUUUCAUGAUCUUCCAACAGAAAUUCAAAUUAGAUACGGUCUAUAAUUUUAAAGAGUAAAAAUGGAAGAUGAAUUACUAUAGGAUAGCCCACUUAAAUGGAAAAUAUAUAUUUGAAUAGUUUCAAUGGAAUUUGGUUUAUAUGACCAAACAUACCUUUCUAGAAUGUUUAUUAGCUCUUAUUAGUAAUUUGAGGGAAAUGAUCUAAUCAUAAGUGUUCUGCAUUUUAUUUUUCCUUGGAAUGUUGCACUUUGGAUUCUGUUCCCUGGCUACAGCAUAAAAGAGGUUUUCAAAAGCUAUGCAAAACUUUUAAAAUUUUCUGAGUUCAGUUCUGUAAUUAGUGAAUAACACAUUAAAUAUCACCAAGAAGGGGUUUGCUAAUAUGCCAAUCUGUUUUAAAUGAAUACUUAGAAAUCUAUAUAGAAAAUAACAGUAAUCUCAGGCUGCCUUUUCAUUAUCAGUCAGGCAAGCUUAUUUUUAGACCAUUUCCCUUUCAUUCAUUGGAUAUAGGAUCUGGGAUUACAAGUGUAAUGGUUUUUAUAAGGUAGAAACAACUGGAAGUAAAUUCAUUUCUCAAGUAGAAAUUUUAGUAAAUCUGAAAUACUUCUUGCUUAGGUUCUUGUUGAAGGCUAUCUCAAAUACUGGAAGUCAUUUUCCUGACUUGGUAAGGCAUUUAAAAUGUUUAGUUUACAUGAUUUAUACCCUUUAAAGAGACUCUUUGGUAUCAAUGAUCAGUAUCAAUUUGCACUUUUCAGAACUGUAAAAUUAAAAUUUUUUUGG
Messenger RNA from Callorhinus ursinus (northern fur seal), 9121 nucleotides. RefSeq names its product MMS22 like, DNA repair protein (gene MMS22L). Gene Ontology annotation, cellular component: nuclear replication fork. Gene Ontology annotation, biological process: double-strand break repair via homologous recombination; replication fork processing. The record is from RefSeq and is a predicted model, not a curated record. NCBI's taxonomy places the organism in Eukaryota, Metazoa, Chordata, Mammalia, Carnivora, Otariidae.